GCAAUGUUUUGUUUUGGCCACAUGAUGGCACUGUUACUCACAGGAUAGGGAAACCAAUCAAAACAAUCCCCCUGCCUGAAGGUAAGCAUCUCUUUACAUAUUAAGGAACGAACGGGUCAGAAACAAAUGUAAAGAUCCAAAGUAAGCGUUCGUGUCGACCAUCCAUCACCUCUGGGAAAAUGGCUCUUUUCUAUUUUGGGUUUUUUCUCGUAUCCGUUUUAUUAAAAGCUGCACCCAACUGCAGUGCUGGAUCUGCAGCCUACGAGACAGUGAUAGGCUUUAAAGACAAAGACGUGGUCCUGUCUUGUUCAGAUUUCAACUCCACAAGCUGUAAUCGGCUCAGGUGGGUGAAGGCGGCCACAGAGACCAGUGCUGAAAAGGUUAUUUUUCUGUGGCCCCAAACAUCCCAAACAUCCCAAGAUGUCAAACGUGCUACUUUGGAAACGAUCGAAAGAGGAGAAAUUCGUCUAAAAUCCUUGGAAAAAUCAGACGAAGGACUGUACAGCUGUGAAAUCUCUGCUGGAUGGGACCGUGUUCGGGUCAAAAACACAUCUUUAAUAGUGAGAGAGUGCGAACCCCUUAAACCAAAGAAUGCAAUUAAUGGUGGCUCUGUUAAACUCGACUGCCAAGUGAACGCAACACAUUCAAACAUCUCCUGGGCGAAGAUGAAAGGAACUCAGUCGGUAUCUCUGAAAGCAAAUGGAUCCUUGUUGACCAUCCAGUCCGUGUCUGCUGCAGAUUAUGGUUGGUACCGAUGUUCUUACUCGGUCGGACAAAGUCAGCGCUGCUUUAUGAUCAACCUGCAAGUCCAAGAAGCAGUCUUUGUGCCAACAGUGGUUCCAGAUCCUGAAGCUAAAACAACCCAGUCAGCUGCCACAGCUCGUGAGAUGGUGCAGACGGGAGAGAAGCUGGAGGGGGGUGGGACCUUGGUUCCAGUGCUCUCGGUGGUUUGUGUGGUUGUUGUGCUCGCUGCUCUGACAGGACUCUUCCUUCACCACAAGCAGAGGGUUAGACAGCCCCUCAGGCACAUCGCAGGUCGUCCCAAAGACUUCGAGGAGUUUUAUGAGAAUGUGACUCUUCCAAAUGCAGCGAAUACGACAGACAGAGUCAACAGUUUGUACCAGUUUCAGGAAGAGAGCUUGAGCACUUGUGAGUACCGGUACCGUAAAAAGUGAUGUUUCCUCCAAAAAUGUUGUUUUAUUUACUAUAUUUUAUUCUUUAUUUCAGUUCAAACUUAAUUGUUUUCAACCUGCUCAUGGAAAACACGAAGAGCUUCUCUUGUUUUGCCGUCUGGUCUGAAUCCUCUGAUCAGUGUUGCAUCCUGGUUGUUGAAACUUCUCGUUAUUCUAAUGAAACUCAGAUUGCAUUGCUUGUUGUUGAUUUCUACUAAACAUUUUUCAGUUUGAUGACAGAUGUAGAGGAUUUAUAAACACGAUUAACAUUUUCUAGUAAGAAACAUUUUGUAAAUGAUUUUGUGAGUAAAAACAAAUGUUGUUUUCUGAACAAACAGUUUACUUCACCUUAACUGACAGCCUGUAAUAAAUCAUAGAAACCAUCAUCAGUGGUGGGGGCUUCUCUCUUGAAAGGUCUUUGCUCUUUUACUUCCACAUCCUGAAUGACAUCAUAAACCUGAGUCUGGGAAGAAGAAGCAUGAUGUUAAAAAGGCCCUCUAAACAAACCGGAGGCGCUUUAAGGACAGGUGGGUUUUCUCACCAUUCCAAUUCCAGGAUGUUCAUUAGCUGCAUAAAAAGAUGGAGAAAAGUCAGAUAUUUUAUUCUAUUUUCAUCAUGCAACUUUUAACUUUAAUUUUAUCGUUUGAAUAAAAAAUAAAUAUAUUUCCAAACUUGUUUCA
Molecule: messenger RNA, 1852 nt
Organism: Nothobranchius furzeri (turquoise killifish)
Lineage: Eukaryota; Metazoa; Chordata; Actinopteri; Cyprinodontiformes; Nothobranchiidae
Source: RefSeq, a predicted model, not a curated record